Molecule: messenger RNA, 1554 nt
Organism: Musca domestica (house fly)
Lineage: Eukaryota; Metazoa; Arthropoda; Insecta; Diptera; Muscidae
Product: WD repeat-containing protein 18
Exons: 2
Coding region: 125-1438 (437 amino acids)
Biological process (GO): DNA-templated DNA replication; rRNA processing
Cellular component (GO): nuclear pre-replicative complex
Molecular function (GO): protein binding
Source: RefSeq, a predicted model, not a curated record
GCAUGAGUGUCACAUUGUUCGAAGAAGAAGGAUCAAAACAAACCACACGUGUUCGAACCCAUUCGCUUGUUUGUGGAAUUUUCGGUAUUUAGAAUAUAUAAAAUAUUAAAAAUAUAUCAUUCGAAUGGCUGCCAACAAUAUCAUGGAAGUCCUCUUUGUGAGCAAUGCUAAUGAGAAUCAAAUAUCCUGCUCGGCAUGGGAUUUUCGCACCGGUACAAAUUUAAUGAAUUAUAAGGGUGGCGGAGGCGGUGCAGCUCUGCACGCUCUUUCGGUGCUACGUUCCCAAUAUAUUGUGGCUGGAAACCAAACUAAGCCACUGUUGCACGUUUGGCCCAUAAAUGCACAAGAACAAAUGACAGCCAUACGUUUCGUUGUGCCAGGAGCAGUGACAGCUUUAGCGAUAUCCCCCGAUGGCAGCUACAUGGUGGCUGGUAUACAGGAAACGCUAUAUGUAUGGCAUAUUUUAACGGGACGGAUGAUGAAUACUCUGUCAAAACAUUAUCAAACGGUGACUUGUGUUAAGUUUACCAGUGAUGGUUCACAUUUUGUGAGCUGUGGCAAAGACGGUGCCGUUUUGGUGUGGAAUCUGGCACGUGUUGUAGCGCAUGAAGAAAAUUUAGCUCCACUGUAUACAUUCAAUGAUCAUGGUCUACCAGUGACAGAUGUUUAUGUUGGCGCAGGUGGUAUGAGAGGCUACAUGUUUACGGUAUCUCUAGAUAGAUCGUGUAAAAUAUAUGAUCUAAAUAGUGGAACUCUUCUCUUGAGUGUUGUUUUUGCCGAGGGUCUUCAAAGUGUGGCAGUGAAUGCUUUGGAAACGCAAGUAUUUGUUGGAACAAAUUCUGGAAGUAUAUUUGAUUUCUUUGUAAAUGAUGUGCCCAGAGUUAAGGAAUACCACUUUGAAGAAGCUCCAAAACAACUUUGCGGUCACACCAAGCCAAGUUCAGUGAACUGUUUAUCUAUAUCCGCUGAUGGCAAAACAUUGAUAUCGGGAGCAAGUGACAGUCAAGUUCUUGUAUGGAACAUUUCCAGCAGACAACUGUUGAAAACUUUAACAUUUAAAGGAGCCAUUACAAAUAUUCAUUUAAAACUUACAAAUCCUGCCAUCUUUAAUCCUGAACAUAAGCAGCCAUUAGUUUUUGCAGCCAGUCUGAAACGCAUGAUUGAUCCCGAAGGUGCCGAUGAAAUGCCCAUAGAAAUUAUGGUAGAUUCCAACACAUUCGAUGAUGAAUGUGAUUACACCCCACGACAAACACAACAAUCGAUUAUCGCUAGUCCCCUUCUAAGUUCCGGCAUUACAAAAACUACGACAGACACAAAAACCGAAGACAAAGAUGAAGUAAAGGCUUUGCGACAAGAAAUCGAUAGACUGCGCCACAUAAAUAAGAAACUGUUUGAAGUUUCUAGUAAACAAUUAUUACGCGCUCAAAAACGUAAAUAAACUUAAUUCUAAUAUUGUAAAUAUAGUUUGUAUAUUUUUUCGAUUUAUAACAUCUUUACUAUUACCAACAAUUACUUUAUUUUGCUAAUAAAAUAAAACAAAUCACCCCUCUGUAA